AUGCGGUGGUUCCAGGUUCUUACAGCUUCGCUGCUGCCUUUCACAGCUCUUGCAGCUAAGAAGACAGGCGACAAGUUCACCGACGCCCGCGCCAAGUCGCUCGAUAUCGGACGGCCGCUGAAGCUCGAUGACGGCGGUUAUGGCUCGUUGACCAAGGGUCAGAGGGAUUACUCAGUCGCCGUGUUGCUCACCGCACUCGACGCAAGAUUCGGAUGUGUUCUUUGCAGAGAGUUCGCGCCAGAGUGGGAUCUGCUGGGCAAGUCCUGGCUUAAGGGCGACAAGAACGGGCAGACAAGGACGCUCUUUGGAACAUUGGACUUCACAGAUGGAAAGAGCACUUUCCAGUCGCUUCAACUGCAGACAGCCCCAGUGCUCCUCUACUUCCCUCCUACCGCCGGCCCCAACGCGAAGCCCGAAGCCCCGCCUGUCCGCUAUGACUUCACGUCAGGCCCUCAGUCCGCCGAACAGAUCCACGCUUGGAUUGCCCGCCAACUCCCCACCGAUGUGCCCAAGCCAAAGAUCACCCGUCCUAUCAACUGGGUGAAGAUCAUCAGUGUCACAACCGCAGUACUUGGAGGUGUCUCUGUUCUCGCCAUCGCCUCGCCCUACAUCAUCCCCCUCCUCCAGAACCGCAACCUCUGGGCUGCCUUCUCUCUGAUCACUGUCCUCCUCUUCACCUCCGGACACAUGUUCAACCACAUCCGCAAGACACAAUAUGUAGCGGGUGACGGCAAGGGCGGUCUCACCUACUUCGCCAAUGGAUUCAGCAAUCAGUUUGGUCUGGAGUCGCAGAUCAUUGCCGCGAUCUACGGUGUCCUGGCAUUCGCAACAAUCUCGCUUGCGCUUAAGGUUCCCAGAAUUGCGGACUCAAGGGCCCAGCAGUUUGCGGUGUUCCUGUGGAGCGGUAUCUUGCUCUGCAUGUACAGCUUCCUGCUCAGCGUUUUCAGGCAGAAGAACGGCGGGUACCAGUUCUGGCUGCCUCCGUUCUAG
Messenger RNA from Boeremia exigua, 990 nucleotides. RefSeq names its product magnesium transporter protein-like protein 1 precursor. The transcript has 3 exons. The record is from RefSeq and is a predicted model, not a curated record. NCBI's taxonomy places the organism in Eukaryota, Fungi, Ascomycota, Dothideomycetes, Pleosporales, Didymellaceae. Gene Ontology annotation, cellular component: oligosaccharyltransferase complex. Bases 1 to 990 code for a protein of 329 amino acids.